AGUCUUGACUGAUGGGACCCCGUGUGUGGGAAAAUCCCACAGCCAAAGAGUUGCGGCAUUCACAUGCUAAUGUUGCCCUAUAAAUACGAGGGCCGUGGCGCGCCGAGGGCCCUAGAGACGCGCUCAGAUUAACGGGAGAAGACACAGGAGCGGACAGACACCAGAGGGAAGCAAGAGCAUGACUGCUUCAUCCAUGGCGCACAACAUGGGGAAACAUCCCGUCGCCAAGGCGGAGAGAAAGCUCAGGAAGCCGCUCAUUGAGAGGAAACGGCGGGAGAGGAUCAACACUUGUUUGGACCAGCUGAAAGACACUGUGAUCGGAGCGUUCAGACUUGAUCAAUCCAAGCUGGAGAAAGCCGACAUCCUGGAGAUGACAGUGAAACAUCUGCAGGACAUCCAGAGCAUUAAACUCAGCGAUUCCUCAUCAGGCCUGGCGGCCCAGCAGAAAUACAGCACGGGCUACAUCCAGUGCAUGCAUGAGGUCCACAACAUGCUGCUCACGUGUGACUGGAUGGACAAGACUCUGGGCUCCCGCCUGCUCAACCACCUCCUCAAGUCCCUGCCCAGGUCCUCCGACGAGCAUCACCUCACCCAGUCCACGCGCAGACACAGCGUCCCCCCUCCAGCCACCCAAGUUAUCCCCGGGACACCCCUCAGAGGGGAGUGCCUGUCUGGGAGGCAGCUCCAGAGAGAGGGGCCCAACUGCCAUGUAGCUGGACAUCAGGAAAGGGCCGCAAUGCACAGCUCCCACCUGGGGAUGCUGGAGAUGUGGAGGCCCUGGUGAAUGGGUGAAUUAAUGAUCUUGGUUCUCCAUUUUCUUAGACCAUCCUCUGUUAUGUAUCUUAUAGAUAUGGUGCUCAGAAGACAAACCUGUGGGACAGUUUGGUUCCAGUGAUUAUUAUUGUAGGUGUGCUUUAAUGAUCCUUUUCUCAGUACUUCUCUUCAGAAGUCGACUUCUUGUAGCCUGCAUUAUAGAAGGCUCUUAUUAAUCUUUCAUGUAUUUAUUGUAUUAACAGCUUUAUUUAUUUGAUGUUAUAAGGCAUGACUUUGCUUCUUAGACCACUUGCUUGCUGUUGCAUAGAUUUGUAUGUCUUCCUCCACUACUGUAAAAUUAACCUAAACAUUAUAAU
This is a messenger RNA of Platichthys flesus (European flounder), 1130 nucleotides long. It is a transcript of the gene her8.2, whose product is annotated as hairy-related 8.2. Gene Ontology annotation, molecular function: RNA polymerase II cis-regulatory region sequence-specific DNA binding; protein dimerization activity; DNA-binding transcription factor activity, RNA polymerase II-specific. Gene Ontology annotation, biological process: anterior/posterior pattern specification; regulation of neurogenesis; regulation of transcription by RNA polymerase II. The transcript has 4 exons. NCBI's taxonomy places the organism in Eukaryota, Metazoa, Chordata, Actinopteri, Pleuronectiformes, Pleuronectidae. Bases 179 to 784 code for a protein of 201 amino acids. Gene Ontology annotation, cellular component: nucleus. The record is from RefSeq and is a predicted model, not a curated record.